Acanthamoeba castellanii str. Neff is the source of this 654-nucleotide messenger RNA. RefSeq names its product 2cys peroxiredoxin, putative. Gene Ontology annotation, cellular component: cytosol. Gene Ontology annotation, biological process: response to oxidative stress; cellular response to stress; hydrogen peroxide catabolic process. The record is from RefSeq and is a predicted model, not a curated record. NCBI's taxonomy places the organism in Eukaryota, Discosea, Longamoebia, Acanthamoebidae. Gene Ontology annotation, molecular function: thioredoxin peroxidase activity. The transcript has 7 exons. Bases 1 to 654 code for a protein of 217 amino acids.
AUGGGGCUUGUAGCGCUGCUGCUCGUGGCGAUGGCGAUGACCGUGCUGGCUGUGUGCCCCGCGAGGGUGCAGAAGCCGGCACCUGCCUUCACUGCUGACGCUGUUGUGGGCAGCGACUUCAAGUCCAUCUCCCUUUCUGAUUUCGUUGGCAAGUACGUGGUGCUCUUCUUCUACCCCCUCGACUUCACCUUCGUCUGCCCCACCGAGCUGACGGCGAUGAGCGACCGCGUGGAGGAGUUCAAGAAGCUCAACGCCGAGGUCGUCGCUGUGUCCGUUGACUCCAAGUUCUCCCACUUGGCGUGGACUAAGCUGCCCAGGUCGGAGGGCGGACUGGGCGAAAUGCACAUCCCCCUCGUCGCCGACAUCACCAAGCAAAUCUCGCGCGACUACGGCGUCCUGCUCGAGGAUGGACCGGACCAGGGCGUGGCCCUGCGCGGCAUGUUUAUCAUCGACACCACGGGCGUGAUCAGGCACAUCACCAUCAACGACUUGCCAGUGGGUCGUAAUGUGGAUGAAACGCUGCGUUUGGUCAAGGCCUUCCAGCACACCGACAAGCACGGCGAGGUGUGCCCCAUCAACUGGCAGCCCGGCCAGAAGACCAUGAAGGCGUCACCGGAGGAGUCCAAGGAGUACUUCAAGGAUAUCCAGCUGUGA